This is a messenger RNA of Mercurialis annua (annual mercury), 1804 nucleotides long. Its product is annotated as alpha-copaene synthase-like. Bases 65 to 1732 code for a protein of 555 amino acids. Gene Ontology annotation, biological process: diterpenoid biosynthetic process. The record is from RefSeq and is a predicted model, not a curated record. Lineage: Eukaryota; Viridiplantae; Streptophyta; Magnoliopsida; Malpighiales; Euphorbiaceae. The transcript is spliced from 7 exons. Gene Ontology annotation, molecular function: terpene synthase activity; magnesium ion binding.
UGCUAAUAAUAUAUAGAAGACUUUGCAUAAGGAAGGUACAAGGAUAAGUUGCAGAUAUCCCAUAAUGUCUAAUCAGAUUUCAGCAGUUUCUUCAAUCCACAUUCCAACAUCUAAUCAUGUCAAACGUUCAUCUUCUACUCAUCAUCCAACAAUAUGGGGAGAUCAGUUUCUCAAUUGUGUCACUGAUUCUAAGAUAAUCGAUGCUUCGAACGAGCAGCAACACGAAGGAUUAAGGCAAGAAGUGAGAACACUAUUGAUAACCAAUAUGAAGAGUGAGCCUAGCAAAUUAUUGGGUUUGAUUGAUGCGGUUCAGCGGUUAGGCGUUGAUUACCAUUUCAAGAGUGAGAUAAAAGAAGCACUGCAAAAGAUUUUCGACGACGACCAUGAGAUCAAGGACCUUUACACUGUUGCUCUUCGAUUUCGACUGCUCAGACAGCAUGGAAUUAAGGUUUCAUCUGAAAUAUUUGAGAGAUUCAAAGAAAGUAAUGGUAAUUUUAAGACAUCCAUAACCAAUGAUGUAUUGAGCAUGCUAAGUUUGUACGAGGCAGCGCAUCUUAGCAUCCGAGGAGAGGUAAUACUAGAUGACGCCUUAGCUUUCGCCACAGAGACUCUUCAAUCAUUGUUGCCUGGAUUAACCAAUCAUCUAGCGACACGUGUAAGUCAUUCCUUGAACCGUCCUAUCCGAAAAUGCUUGCCACGGUUAGAGACAAGGUACUAUAUUGAUGUCUAUCCUAUGGAGAAGUCAUACGACGAGACGUUGUUGAAAUUCGCUAAAUUGGAUUUCAAUAUGUUGCAAAAAUUACAUCAAAAGGAGCUCUAUAGUGUCACAAAGUGGUGGAAAAGUUUGGAUGUGGCAACUAAUUUACCUUAUGCAAGAGACAGACUUGUGGAGUUGUACUUUUGGAUGAUGGGAAUUUACUUUCAACCAAAAUAUUCUUUUGCAAGAAUAAUGAUGACAAAAAUAGCCGCAACUGUAUCCUUAUUGGAUGAUACUUAUGAUAACUAUGCUACAUUUGAAGAAGCUGAGAUUUUAACAGAUGCUAUUCAAAGGUGGGAUAUUAAGGCCAAAGAUACUCUUCCAGAGUACAUGAAGUUGAUCUAUGUUACGUUGUUGGAUCUCUACAAUGAAUAUGCAGAAAAUAUUGCUAAUGAUGAAAAGCCACUUUACUCCCUGUAUUAUGCCAAAGAAGCAUUAAAGAGAGUAAUGCGAGCCUACUUAGCCGAAGCCAAGUGGCGCGAGCAAGAUUAUGUUCCAACAAUGGAGGAAUAUAUGGAAGUUUCACUUAUAACUUCUUGUUACCAAUUUCUGGCUAUAAAUUCAUUUCUGGGCCUGGGGGAAAUUGCAACAAAACAUGCCUAUGAGUGGAUUUUAGAAGACCCUAAACUUAUUAGAGCUUCAACGAUUAUCUCCAGACUUAUGGACGAUAUAAUGUCUCAUGAGUUUGAACAAACAAGAAAACAUGUUGCUUCAGCGGUUGAAUGCUACAUGAAACAGUACGGUGCAUGUAAAGAAGAGACAGUGAAAUUGUUUGAAAAUGAGAUUAGAAAUGCAUGGAAAGAUAUAAACGAGGGGUGCCUCAGCCCAACUGCAAUUCCAAUGCCACUGCUAGAGUGUAUUCUGAAUCUUGUGCGAGCAAUGGAUGUGAUAUAUAAGGAUGAAGAUGGAUACACAAAUUCUCAUAUCAUAAAACACUUGAUUGCCUCUGUGCUCGUCGACCCUGUCCUUCUUUAAUUCAUGUCUUGUCUAAAUUGUUUAAUUUAUGUUUGACCAGUGGUUAAUGAGUAAAAGGAUUUAGAAGAGUCA